GGAGCUGAGCUGUGUUGCUCUCUGAUGAGAAGGAAGCUCGCUGGAGCACCGGGAGUCUGGCUUUAACUCUCUUUGCCAGUGAGGGACAUCUUUGUAGACUGAAGUUUCAGAAAGUUGCAGGUUUGUGAUUUGUGUGGCGGUCUUCCUGACCCAAGACUAAGUGAGGCGGGAGCUUGUACAGCACCUGCCGCGAUGCACGGGAGAGCUCUGCACCCAGCCAGUCCUCCAGGGCCUCCAGUGGGAGCACUUGAGGCAGACCAAGGCCUUGCCUCCGGUUCCUCUAAUGUUUCAGACACUUAAAGAAUGGUUUUGGUUGGAAAGAUUCUGGCUUCCUCCAACAAUAAAGUGGUCAGAUCUUGAAGAUCACAAUGGACUCGUCUUUGUGAAACCCUCUCACUUGUAUAUGACCAUUCCAUGUGCUUUUGGCUUGAUAAUUAUCAGACAUUUUUUCGAAAAGUUUAUUGCUUCACCUCUAGCAAAAACAAUUGGCAUUAAAGAGGAAGUUCGAAAGAUUACACCAAAUACUGUUUUAGAGAACUUUUUCAAACAUUCCACAAGGAAACCAUCUCAAACUGAUAUUUAUGGACUGGCAAAGAAGUGUAACUUGACAGAGCGCCAAGUUGAAAGAUGGUUUAGGAGUCGGCGAAAUCAAGAUAGGCCUUGCAGGAUGAAGAAGUUCCAGGAAGCUUGCUGGAGAUUUACAUUUUACUUAACAAUUACCAUUGCUGGCAUUGCAUUUCUUUACGAUAAACCUUGGGUGUAUGACCUGUGGGAGGUUUGGAAUGGCUACCCCAGACAGCCCUUGCUGCCAUCCCAGUACUGGUACUACAUUUUGGAGAUGAGCUUUUAUUGGUCUCUCUUAUUUAGCCUUGGCUCUGAUAUCAAGAGGAAGGAUUUUCUAGCUCAUGUCAUCCACCACCUGGCUGCUGUUAGUUUGAUGAGCUUUUCUUGGUGUGCUAAUUAUGUUCGCAGUGGGACCCUCGUGAUGAUUGUACAUGAUGUGGCCGACAUUUGGCUGGAGUCUGCCAAGAUGUUUUCUUAUGCCGGAUGGAAGCAAACCUGUAACACCCUGUUUUUCAUCUUCUCCAUUGUAUUUUUCAUCAGCCGCCUCAUUAUUUUCCCCUUCUGGAUUUUGUAUUGCACGCUGAUUCUGCCUCUGCACUACCUUGAGCCUUUCUUUUCAUACAUCUUUCUCAACGUACAGCUCUUGAUCCUGCAAGGUCUUAGUCUUUACUGGGGUUACUUCAUCCUGAAGAUGCUCAAAAGAAGUAUAUUCACGAAGAACAUCCAGGAUGUGCGGAGCGAUAGUGAGAAUGAGCGUGAGGAGGAGGAGGAGGAGGAGGAGGCCACCGAAGGCAAAGAGACGGACUGUGUGAAGAAUGGCCUUGGGGCCUCCAGGCACCUCAUCCCCAACGGUCAGCAUGGCCACUAGCUGGAGGCCCGUGCAGCUCCCCGCGCGCAGUGCACCGCCAGGGCUGCUGGGAGGCAGGAGCACUCCCUCCUCCAUUGCUGUGGCCUCGGGACCCACAGGGCCUGCAGAUUCUCCCCUUCCCUCUUUCUCACCACCACCUUCCCCCCUCCUAAGAUGUAUUCAACCAAAUGUUGUUAAUUUGCGUUAAAAUGCUAAAUACAUGCAUCCCCGUGGAUUUUACUGGAGUGAGGACUUAGGUUUCAAAGAUUUCUCCAGACAACCUUUCCGGUUCUAAUUGUGCCCCGUCGUGCUUGUGAGACGUUUGGAGCCCACUUAGCUGGAGGCCUUCCCUUUCCCACCUCGCGUGUCCUCAGGAUGGUUUGAGAAGUGCUAAGUCAACCCACUUUUUCAGGUAUGUUUGGCCACAGAUAGCAGCUCUUUUCACAAAAAUGAACUAGAGGUGGCAGUGGGAUGGUGGUGGCAGAACCAAACCAGGGGGCUGGGCUUCCAGGGCCCCCGGGCCCCACUCUGCCAUGGGCAGUGUCUAAACCUUCCACGCUGCAUGCUUUGUCUCUCUGAUGGGAGUAAGCAGACCUGCCCUGCUCCCUCAUAGGGUUGGAGUAAGGAUCACAUGAGAUUAAUAACAGAAGUGAGAGAGCACACGGUAGGCUCUGGUGUCACUGUUACCUGACCCUCUUUUCACUGUGACCCCAGUCCAGUUUGGGAGAGAAGCCUGGUGGCACUUGGCACUGAAUAGGCCUGGACUUUUGUUCAGGCACAGGCGUGAAGAACUCUUUUUAAAUGUGUCUGGAGACACCUAGGAAUGCAAGUACCCAGGAAGCUGCUUUCACUUUAUUUGGUAACUGUUUAUUUGUUAGCUCCCCAAAGGUAAUUCUCAAAUCCCCUGGGUUCUCCUCCCUCAGUCUCCAAGGCCAAAGGGAGAGCGUUUGGGCCCCAUGCCUUCUUGUCUUUUGCCGGUUUCUCACUUCUUUCCUCUCUGAAAGGAGCACUUCUCUGUGUGGCCCUGGGCCCCUCCUUCAGGCCAGCACAGCUACCCAGCAGGCCGUGGGGUCCACCUGGGGGCCUCCCUGGGGGCGCUGGGCCCAGGUCAGGUUGCUCCCCAAGCCACUAUCACCCAGGAAGCCCAGUUUCUGGGGCAGGGCAUGCAUCUGAGCUCCUGACCAAAGGAGGUCUUAGAAACAGAAAGAGACCGCUGCACUACAAACCUCCGCUAUCGCACCAAAUCAGAGUGUGUCAUAGUAAAGCGGAACAAAACCAACGCUGGAAAACACCCCCGGGAAUGUCCAAGGACAGAUGCUUGUGUCAGUGUCAGCUCCUGGGGCUGCCUACCUCUCCGGGAGGACAGGGAGGGGCUGGCGGGUCAGUAGCCACCUCUUGGCCCCCACAGACCCAGCAUACAGGGCAGACCUCAGAGACUUUCUCAGGUUACUGCCUGAGGAGAGUCAGAGCCUUGCAGAGGAAGAGCCUGAGCAGAAUAUGCAACUUUUCCCCACCCAGUCUCUCAUAUUUUUUUGUCACAUUUUGCAUCUUUAUCCUGUUUUGCUCAGGGCCUGUAUUAUAAAGCCAAGUAAGUGGAAGCAAAGACCAUGGGGACUAGUAAAGCCCACACAGGCUCCACCGAUGGGGACUGCAGCCCCUGGAGCACAAAGGACACUGUUUAUGGUAAAGGUGUCUGCGUUCUGUUUUGUUUUUCAGUAAAAAGAUGUUUUUAAAACCUUCAGGCUAAACAAAAAUGAAAAGCUUCAAAAUCCUUUCCCAACAAAAUCUCUUUUUAAGAAAUUGUUAGAACAACAGAAAAACAUGUGCUAGGUUUCUCUGCAUAAUAUUUGUUUUUACGUGUACAGUAACAUUAUAUGUAUAAUGUAUAUUAUAAAUCUCAAAUGCCUGCAGUCACUUUAGGGCAUACCCGUUGAAUUAUUAUUAAUAUUAUAUUAUUUUUUUAUUUUGGUGAAAGAUCACACUAAGAUACUAUUUUUAUGUUCCAGUUAACAAUUUUUUCAUUGAUUUAUUUUGGUCUUGUCUCUGUAUCAAAUACUUUCUUGCUUGAGGUAAAAAAGUGUUUAGUUGUUGCUCUAUC
Molecule: messenger RNA, 3509 nt
Organism: Hippopotamus amphibius kiboko
Lineage: Eukaryota; Metazoa; Chordata; Mammalia; Artiodactyla; Hippopotamidae
Gene: CERS3
Product: ceramide synthase 3
Exons: 12
Coding region: 284-1432 (382 amino acids)
Biological process (GO): ceramide biosynthetic process
Cellular component (GO): membrane
Molecular function (GO): DNA binding; sphingosine N-acyltransferase activity
Source: RefSeq, a predicted model, not a curated record